Messenger RNA from Eublepharis macularius, 10991 nucleotides. RefSeq lists its product as uncharacterized. The coding region runs from base 1 to 10092 and encodes 3363 amino acids. Lineage: Eukaryota; Metazoa; Chordata; Lepidosauria; Squamata; Eublepharidae. The transcript is spliced from 28 exons. The record is from RefSeq and is a predicted model, not a curated record. Gene Ontology annotation, molecular function: protein binding.
AUGGAGAACAAAGUGGCUUACAGCAUCCUUUUUAUCCCUUACAAGUCCGGGCGACGCGGCUCCCUCUCGGCCCCUCCCCUCCCCGCGCCAGGAGGGGGCGUGGCCGACUGUGCCGCGCGGGAACGGAGGUUCGGGGGCGCGCUCGGUGCGGCUGGAGCGCAGCGAAGAGGCGGCGGCGCCCCUGCGGAGGUUUGUCCUUCUCCAAACUGGAUAUCAAACGACUUUCCGCCUUCUGGAAUGGCAGCGUCUUGCCAGCCCUGCAGUGCGGGCCUUACCCAUUGUCACCUGCGCAGGAUUGGCAGCCGAGCUUCUGUUUCUGGCAUUGCGGAUGUCAUCCAUUUCGGGAAGACUGUAACACUGAUUGGCAGAAAGAAAGACGUCGUGGACUAUUUCCUCAGCUGUGCCACCCCAAGAGGAAGCGAUUACAUGUCCCGCAUUCAUGCCCGCGUGAUUCGGACUCGCAUCUAUGAGCUCGUGGACUCCAGCUUGUCAGGGGUGUACGUCAAUGAUGUCCGGAUCCGUGGCAGAGUGGUCUUGCAGGAGGGAGAUACUGUUACAUUUGGCCAUCCCGCCUGGCAGAGCGUAACCCCUGGAGCCCGUGCCCGGCAGCCAAACUCGCCAUUUUACUUCCUGUUUGAACAUUGCCACUGCAGCAUGGAUCAGAUGCAAAGUCUGCAAGGAGAGUUUCCUGUGUUGGCCGCUGCCAGGGCCUCCCAAGAAGUCAGCCUGGGUUUGGAGAUGAAGGCUGUCCUACCCCGGAAGGCGUGUGCUGCACCAGGGGCCCUGCCUGCUUGUCCUGCUCUGUCUGAACAGAACGCGCACCGCGGCUGCUGCCCUCCUGCCGUAGUCUCCGCUCUGACCAUGCCGCUCCCCUCGGCUGCAUCCGUGCAGCCGCCUCUCUCAUCUUCGCCGGCCACAGACUCUCUUCACUUGACUUCAAGUUUGCUGGAAAUGCCAGAUGAUCCUCGGCUGGGUGCAUCACCCGAUUCUGCGCAAGAAGGUUCUGUUCAGCUCACUUCUGGGAUUCUGAGGUCGGUUUCUCCCGAAUAUGCAAUUCUUGAGGAGGAGAGGCCUGUCGCUGCAGCACCUUCUUCCCAAGGAGCUCUUGAAACGAUGUGCGGCUCCUUUCAGGCGGGGGAAAGAGGCAGUCCUGACCCUAGGCUCUCUCCCCCAAGCACCAAAGAGCUGGGCCUUAGUGGCUCUCCGUGUGGUCAGGAAAUAAUGAUGAUGGAAGUUCAUCAAAGUACUGGAGAAACGGCUAAAUGUGACACACCCUGCCUUUCUGAACAAGUGCAGGACACAGAAUUAAUGGAAGAAGCAGCGAGUGGUGGUCAGGUGGCAGCAGCAGGUUGCUCUAAGGAGAGCAGUAUAGAAGAAGGAACUGUGGAAGGACAUGGCGAGCUCUUUGUGGAGAAGCUUUUACCUGAAGCUGUCCUCGGGGAAGCAGAGUGGGCAGCUGAUGAGAGCAUAACGGACAAUUCAUUUGCAAACCAAACGGACAGUCUUGAUACAGAAAUGCUGGAGUUGCUCUCUUCUAGCUCGGGAAGCAGAACUCCUGAGGACCUUCUUAGUGGGGAGGAGCCAGGGAGAGCCUCUCCCGCAAGGUUGACGAUUGCAGAGAAGGUGGGCUCUGGGGCUCCAAACACGACUUUGCCACGUGAGAUCCCAAGUGGUUGCGACACCCGUGAAGCAGACUCACAAGGAAGUGCUUCUGGGGGAGAAGGCGAGGUGGAAAUGUCGCCUCCUAUGAACGCCAGGUGGUUAGCAAUGGAGUGCCAUCUUGGCCCCAGAGACGGGGGCUCGGUCGCUCCAGAGAUGGAGGGGGGCAUUACCGAUGACACUAGCGGCGACGAGAUCUGCUAUGCCGAAGUGGGAACUCAGACGGGGGACAUAAAGGAGAGAGAGAAGGGUCCAGUCGUGGCACAACCUGGAGGAGAAAGGGAUGCCCCUGGAACCUUGGGAGUUCUCCAGCAUGAUGGCAGCACGUUAAACACACACAUGGCUGAGGAGACGCUUCUGCAGCAGUUACCCAAGGCUUCUGUGUUGGAUUUUCCAACCCAUGAGGUCAGUUCCAAGGAAGAGUUUUCCGGAGAGAGGGCUGUAACUGCUGUGGCAUCCUUUGCUGUGAAGCUGGAAAACUCGUCUUCAGGAAAUCUUCUGGAAACUUGCAAAGCAGACACAACGCCGGCAGCUCCUGCUUCAUUUGCUGGCGUGGCUUUGGAGAAAGGGAUUGCUCUCGAGGAGCCACUUGAAGCUGAUCGCCUUGAACAGCCAAUGGACUUGGAGGAGAAGUAUUUUGAGGCAUGUCCCUCUCAGAGGAGCGAGACCUUUACUGAAGGAAUGUGGGACGAAGGGGGUGGUAGUGAUACAGCAGCUGAAAGAGAACUGGAGCACGGAAGGACUGAACGGGCUGAAAUGGACUCCACGGCAGAGGGCCCUCAGCCUGGUGCUUUCAGGCUUGACUGUGAGGGAGAGACGCCCGAAGGAGAGGGUGCUGCCCUGAGACCUGCUCUUGCAUCGCUGGCUGUGUCUCCUGGUGGGGGAGAGCCUGACUCCCUACCUGGCCGUGAGAGCCAGGCCCAAGAAGACCUGGAUCGUGGUGGCACCCCUGGAGGAAGUGAGCCAGAGGCACAAAGAGGGAGAAGCAUGGCCCCAGCAUUGCCUCCUGGGGCUGCAGCUGGAGAAGGUGACCCUGAGGACCAGCCGGAGAGACGGUUGGGUCAGCCCUCUACUGCCCUGCGAGUGAGCGGUGGCGGUGCAGGAAGCCAUGGAGGGGAUGCAGCACAUUCCUCUUCGACUUCGGCAUAUGGACACGCAAGGCUGCUUCCAACUUUCCGGCUACCUGGCGACACCCUUGAAGAAGAAGGGAUCCAUCACUCAGAAGACAUUUGCAUAGAUGUACCAUUGUCAGUUCAAAGAAGUGAAGGAACUGAAGGGGGCAUGUUGGGAUGUGAAAACAGCCUCCUUUGGCCCAAGCAAGGUGACUGUGAGGAUGCCCAGGAUGCAGACCGGAAUGACGACGUCCACGCAAGGGCCCAGGGCUGGGCUGUGGGUGCCAAGCCCAUAGAAGAUGCUCACGAGCAUCACAAGACAGUAGCACCGGAGCAAAAUGGCACCCCAGCGGAAAGACAGACUCACUGCCAUGAGAGCUAUGGAGUGUCUUCUGGUUGCUCAACCCACCUGGGGUUCCAGGAAGAGUCUCCUCUGCCUCAGGACAGCCAAGAGCCAGAGUUGCGUGCUGGUGAGCCCCGGGGCCUGGAAAAUAGUCCCGAGCCGAAGCCCCAAGGAGCCAGUGCUGGGAAAGGGCCACUUUCCCCUGAUGACCUCCCUAUGGAAGGCAGUGCUGGGGAGGAAGUUUGUGAAACGGAGAUGGCUGUGGAGUGUUUAGCCCCACCCAGGCCAGGAGGCUGCAGUGAAGAAGUCACUGUCCCUGAAGAGGGCGAUGGGCUGGAGCAGAGCCCCAAAGGCCCACUCUGCAGGGAAGAAGAAGAAGAAAGCCGUUUGUCACUGGGCUUUUCUGCAGCUGGCUCUGGAGCUGGCUCUGGGAGCGCUCUCCCAGGAAGCACAGCCAGGCACCUUCCCAGGGAAAGCCCAGCUGUCCCUGUGGCGGCCCCAGAGUCCUCCAGCAGUGAUGAGCUCAACUUGCACAUAUCCGACUCUGAAGCCGAAAGAGAAGAAAAUGGCAGCAGCCAAGCCCACCGUGUUUCUGGCAGACAAGCCAUCAUUCUGCAAGAAAGAGAUGCUUUAAUUUCAGAUUCAGCGGCGCAUCUGGGUGAGGUGGCGGAGAACAGCGAAGCGUGUGGCAAAUUGACUGCGCGGGGUCCGCGUGAGGCUGCCCGCCAAGAAACUGACAAGGCUGCGAGCACUUUGGAACAGCAGGACCCGUCCCCUUGCGAACCUUGCUGUGGCCUAAGCAGCAGCACGCUGGCUCUGCCUCAGGCUUCUGUUGCAGACAUGGCUGUUGGUGAAAAAUCACCACUUUUAGGGCAAGCUGCAGCAGUGGCUGAAGAACUAGAGGACCAGGCUGUUGAAGGGACAGAACUCGUGCCUCUGAACCUUUCACGUGUUUCUGGAAAAGAUUUGUGUCCCUUAGAAAGCGAUGCCAAACUUGGGACAGAGGUGCAAGCCCCAGGUGGUGGUCCUGGACUGCCGGAAGAGGUUGGUUCUGAGCUUCUUGAAGACUGUGGGCUUCUGGAUAGCAGGUUUGCCAGACAGCCAGGAGGGGGGACUCUUGAAGCUGGAGAAACUCACGGGGAGCGUCUGCAAAGUGAAACCCCAACCAGUGUCUGUGUGGGGAAAGUUGAUCAUGCCCAGAAGACAGGAGGGAAAGCACUGUUACGCUUGAAGCCGGGAACGGAAACGCGGCGGCCCCAAGAAAAUGCAAGCCAAUCUGAAGAGGGUCCGGGAUGUGGUGACGAGUCAGAGAAUUCAGAGUAUGGCAGGAGUCCUUUUCCAGAGGAAGAGGAAGAGGAAGAGGAAGGCUGUUCCUCAAGAAAAAGGCCUUUCGGUGAAGACCAGGGGCUUGGGCUGCUGGAUUCAGAACAUGCUUCUCGCGGUCCAAAGAGGCUCUGCCUGCUGGGUUCUGGGUCCGACUUGCACUCGUCCGCCCAACUGCUCACUGCCCCCCUUGAUUUAGAGCGGCGUCAGGACCAGUGCGGCAGAACUAUAGAGAAGUUUGUUGAGCAGUAUAGCAACCAGAUAACGCUGCACUCUGACGAGAAGGAAGAGAAGAAUACGGACAGCAUUGCCCAGAUAGUGAGAACUUACUUUAACAGGGUACCUGGCCCCGCGGAACCAGCGGGUGAAGAUCUGGAAGCAGAAAUGUCUGCACUGCCCCAUGAAGUAGGAAUUUCUGAAGAGACGGAUUGUAAGUCUGCAGCCAGGUCAGAGGCGGAGAGAAGGUCAGCCGGUGAGGAGCGAGAUCCAUCUCUAAGACUAGAUGCUGAGCCUCAAGUGAAUCGGGUCAAGCCCUGGGAUCCCUCCCUGGAUGAGCCAGGCUCGUCUGCACGUGCUGUCUCCCAUUCUUUGGGCUCCCAUACUCAACAACCAAGCCAAGAAUUGGCACACGAUGUUCCUGAAAGUGUGUGGAAAGCUUGCUUAUCCGAGGAGGAAGAAUUUCAGUCCAGCAUUAAUUCAGUGUUAAAACAUUCUCCGUCGAAUGCUCCUGGUGCGUCUCCUGAGAGGCAGUGUGUGCAGGAGCCCUGUGGAAAGAACAUGGACUUGGUUUUUUCUGAUAUCUCCAAUAGUUCAACAGAGACUGAACACUCUGAGCUUUUCCCAAAACCAGAAAGCAGGAGCUCUUUUGGAACGGGAAGUGGACAGCUCCAUGAAAUGCUUUCUGAAGCUGCAGAGGUAGACUGGCCUUCAGGGGGGUGCUGCUCCCCUGAACCCGCUGACAUGGACUGGCGUAAGGAGGACAGAAGCGCACCCUCUGACAUGCGUGUGUCAUCUUCUGAAAGCGUCCUGACUCCCAAAGGGGAGGUGCUGGUGGAACCCGGAAGUCAUCUUGAUGCCGUUGGAGAGAACGCUGACGCGCCUGUUCUUCAGCAGGCAGAUGGUACGUUUGAUGGGGAAGAGAGCCAUAAGGCUCCCGACACAGAAGCCUCUGAAUGGGUCACAUCCUGCACAAGUGACCCAGUUGGGGAAACCAGAGAGGACCCGGAUGAGAGCACUAGUAAGAUGCAAAUAGAAGACGGCACUUUCCUCCGAAGAAGCCAUGAAGAUCCCCCGUCCCAAGAGUUGGAAUGUAAACCCAGCCCUCCCCAGCCUUCUGAUUCGACUCUCUGGAACGAUGCUGUGAAGGUGGAGCCGACUCGUUGUCCGGAAUGGGAGCUCUCCUCUGAGGAGGGGCAUGCGUCUCCCUCGAGCACAACUCCUGCUGCCCCUGCUUCUGAGUCAGUCAGCUGCCCCACUGUGGCUGAUCCUUGGGGCGAAGGUUCUGCACUGCCGAGCUCCUCUCUGCUACCCUCCGUGGCCUCUUGCCCUGGCCAGACUCGAGCAUGCAGUCAGGCCGAGAAUUCCUGGUUUCCGCUGAAUGGAUCGUGUUCGCUCGGAUCUGUGAAGCAGGAAGGAGGUGUCACGGCAGUCGAUGCUGGUGCACGCAGGAAGUGCCAGAGCAGGGAAGACCGUUCCUUCCUUUGUCCCCUGCCGCCUCGUGGCCCUGCUGGCAUAGCUGAUAACCCCCAGAGGAAAGGCUUUGGGGGAAGUCUUGAAAGGGACCUGGGCAGAGGCGGGGCAGGAUGGGCAGGGCAAACAGACGCCAGCAGUGCUGCCCAAGGAGAUGCUGCGCCCUUCCUGACUGUUGGUGUGGGUGUUAAUCAGGUUCCAGCUGGUAGCCCCUUGGUCCAGGGAGAUGCUCCAGUAUCGGUCCAGUCGGCUGGUCUGCCUUUUGUUUCUCAUGUCUUUAAAGAAGAAGCAGGACAUCCAUGUGAUCCCCAGAUACAGUCUGCGGGCAGCAGCCCUUGCGGGCCUUACCCCACAGCUUGUUCUCCAGUCGUCCCAAUUUUGCAGAAGCCCAGAACGGCCGAGGCCUCAGCAAAUCAGGUGCCAGAGAGAACUGGAGGUCCUGUGAAUUUUCACGAUAAAGACAGACGGCUCCUUCUUCAUCGACUGGAUGAGGCCGAGGUGUCCAGGCAGCCAGAUGCAGCGAGUGUGCAGUCUGGUGACGAACAUCCCAUGUGUGUUGAAGCCAAGGAGGGACGCUCUUCCACACCCAUGGUCUGCCCCAGGGCAUCUGAUCCUCCACCCCAGGGCGAUCCUUGGCCUUAUGGCGAUGGUUCUGUUCAGAACUCAAGUCCCAGCAGUGCAGAUGGAGCAGAGAGUAGCCCUGGGAAGCACUGGGCGUCCUCAGAGCGAGACGUUGCUUUUCAGCUGCAGGAGUGCCACUCUGUGCUGGAAGAGAUUUCGCAGUCCCUCUGUGCCGUAGAGGGGAUUGAUGACAUGCAUAUGGAGAAAUGGAGGGAGCAGAUUGCAGAGCUGCAGAAGGCUACCAAAAUGCCCAGCACCUACAUCGCAGUGGUGGGGAACACCGGGGCAGGGAAGAGCAGCCUGCUAAAUGCCCUGCUGGAGGAGGAGGCUGUGCUGCCCACCUCCGCCAUGAGAGCCUGCACUGCGGUGGUGGUGGAGAUCUCCAGGGCUGUGGGGGGCAGGCCCUACGAAGCAUGUGUGGAAUUUCUCUCACAGGACGAGUGGUAUAAGGAACUGAAAGCUCUCCUUGAAGACAUGAAGGAUAAGUCUGGAAAUCUGAAGAAGCGGUGCCCGGACCGCAAGACAGAAGCUGGAGCAGCCUACAGUCGGGUGAAGGCUGUGUAUGGGAGAGUAGACGAGGUGGCGAAGCUGGAGGGCAUUCAGGAAGUGACUCAGCACCUUGGGACCGUGAAGAACAUCUCUGCUGAGACGGCAACAGAGUUCCGCACGAACAUUGAGAAAUUCAUUGAUUCUCGAACGGAUAAUUUGCGUGAUAUGAAAGGUGGGGAGUUUUGGCCAAUUGUGAAAUCUGUGAAGAUCCGUGUUGCCCAAGCAGAGGUCCUGAGGACUGGUGUGGUAUUGGUGGAUCUGCCUGGAAUCCGGGACUCAAACGCAGCCAGGGAUAAUGCAGCCAAAGAGUACUUAAAGAACUGCAAUGCCGUGUGGGUUGUCGCCAGUAUCACCCGGGCCGUGGAUGACAAGACGGCAAAGGAGCUCCUGAACUCCAACCUGCGCCGGCAGCUGUUCAUGGACGGCCAGUACGGGAACUUGGCUUUUGUGUGUACCAAGACCGACAGUUUCAACAUCACGGACAUAGUCAGGGACCUGGACUUGAGAGAUGAGAUCCAGCCCUUGGAAGAGGAACUGGAAGAGCUGGAACACCAGAGGAUGGAAGCGGAAGAGGAGAAGGGGACCCUUCACUUGGUUCUGCAGCCAGGGCAGCAGAGGCAGGGAGUCGAUGCCCCAGAUCCAGCCUGGCUGCAGAGACAGCAUGACUUCCUGGAAAAAGAGUUCAGGAUCAGCGCCUUGCAGAAGCAGAAGGACGCAAAGCUCCGUGCCAUUAGUCUGGUCUGUGUCCAGGCCCGGAAUAGGUUUUCCAAGCGGCGGAUCCGGAUGGAUUUCAGCAGUGGCCUGGAGGAAUUGAAAAGGAAGGCUGAUGAUGAUGAAUGCGACGAUGAUGGUGAUGAAGACAUGGAGGAUGGGGACUUUGCCACUUCAGACCCCGGUGACCUUGAAGAAGCUAAAUCCCAGCAGGAGAAGCUCCACGUUUUUACUGUCAGUUCCACAGAAUAUCUCAAACUUUGUGGGAAGCUCCUCCGAGACGGCCCACCGCAAGUCUUCCAUGACCCCAAGGACACAGAAAUACCAGCCUUGAAGAAUUUCGCCAUUGAGACGGGCUUGAAAAACAGCGUGAAAGCAACGGAAAAGGUCGUCAGGGACGUGGCUCGUGUCAUAAGCCAAAUAGUGAACUAUCUGACCAACCAGAGAGCGGAGGAUAUUUCUCAUCAGGCCCAAGUCCAGGAAAUCCUGCAGCGGUCCUUGCAGGACGUCCCCGGGCUCCUCCAAGAGGCUGCAGAUGAUAUCCUGCCCGACAUCCAGUACUACUUCAAGGUCCUGAUUCAAAGGAGCCUCAGCAGGGGCACCAAAAAGGUCAAGGAACUGUGUGAAGACAUAGUCAAAGGUUGGGGCAUGCCUGAAGGCUUCCCACACGCCACAUACCACGCUGCCUGUAUUCGCCAUGGUGUCUACGCGUCUCCAAAAUGUGGACCUGUGGAUUUUAACGCUCACCUUGCCAAGCCAAUACAUGAAGCCAUCACUGCAACCUGGAGCGAGGUAUUCAGUUCCAAGUUGGAAGAAUCCUUUCAACGCUUCACGAAAGCUGUAUUGGAUAAGCUGAAAUUCUUCUUCCAAGAUCUCAAGAGGAAGCUGGGUGAGCAAAGCAGCCUGGCCGAGGCCCUGCGCACCCUUCGUUUACAGCAGAUGGAGGCAGUUAAUGCCAGGCUGUGCAAUUUCCUGCUGGACCAGGAGACCCACAUCAGCAACAAGCAGCGGACCAUCUCGCGCCUCCUGACGCCAGAAAUCCAGGCUGGCAUGGAACCAGCAUAUGCAGCGUGCAGCCAAAUGUCUGGCCCUGGCUAUUUCCAGAAGAUGAAGGACGUGAUGGAGAGCUACGUCCGAGACAACAAGGACUUCAUCUUUGAUUCUGCCACAGCAAAGGUGCAGAAGAAACUUCAUCUGCUGCAGCAAUACAUUGGAGGGAGCUUUCAGAGCUUGGUCCAGGAGCUGAAUAAAUCUCUCAGGAUGCAGUUUGAGCCUCUCCUGAAGCCCGUGCAGAAGAAUGCAGACAUAAUUCCAGAUCUGAUGAACAUCUGUGCCAAGGUUGACAAGAUUUGUAAGCGCUCUUGUGUGGAGUAUGUCCUCCCCAACAUCACCCAAGUGGAGGCCGGAUCCCUGGAGACAGAGACCGAACAACAGGGGAAUUCCCCCUGCUUCUCAGCACUGGGCACGGGCAUCCGGCUCGGAGCAGUGCCUCUUCCUCAUGUGACAGCCGUCCAGCAGUCCCCAUACGAGGCGGAGAAGCUUCAGGAUGUCCCUGCAGCAGAUGGUUCCUCCCCACCACACCUGCCGCAGGUGAUCUCUGUUGUGCAGCAGCAGCCCCAACGCGCCCAGGUGAACUUGCAGCUUUAUGGCAAGAAGAGAUCCGGGGAGGCCCUCCAGCCCCUGUUGGGGAAGAGGCCCAAGAGCCAGGCCACUGCACACAAGGCAGGGCCUGACCACACUGGGCACCCUCUGCCCAGCUUCAGCUGGAGCACAGAAGGCCGGAGGGUGCCCUGUGGACAAAGCACUGCGUCGGGUUCUCUGCCUGCAAGCGGAGAGGGUGUCCCAGAGGACUGCAGGCGGAACUCAGGCUGGCUUGCGGGAGCAGACCAGUACAGGACACCUGCCAGUGAGCUGAUGGCCAGUCCUGGUCCAGCAGGUGCUCCCAUACGAGCCGGAGAGGGGAUUUGGGCGAAGUGCCGUGAUCCAAACUCCAAGGGGGAGACUGCCGGGACCCCGAAGACUCGGCCGCCAGCGAGUGGCCAGGAGGCCUCCCCACUGGAGAGCACCUGGUGGGGGCGCAAAUGACUCCCCCGGCCCAGCGCAGAAGGGGACGGUGUGACGGCAGCGGGGCGGCCUCUGCGUGAGAGCCCUGGCUGCACUUCUUCGUGGGGAGAAGGCUGAACGUUGUCAAGGCUGUGCCAGUCACACACACACACACACACACACACACCCCUCCUUUUUCAAGCAGGUGCCAAUUCCGCUGUCCUGCAACCUCAGCUCUGCCUUUCGUGCCCCUGAGGCAGCCUGAGGGCUUUGGGGCAAAGAGGGUGUCUGUGUCCUGUUGGUGGGAGGGGGGGCAGAUGAUGGUGGUAAGAACAUCCCACUGUUGACACCAAGUGGAGCCGCUUGAGAAGGCGGCCAUGCAAAGCCCCCCUCCCUUUAGCCGCUCCCUCCCCAUUUUGCUUAGCGUUUCACUGGCAUUUUUGCAAAGGGGGGGGGGCUGGGGAUCCCCAUUGUCCUGCCAGUUGGAGACUCACCUUAAACACCAAUCAUAAAAAUUUUCGCAGAGCACUGGAUGGAUCGCUCUGUUGCUGUGGCCGAGUCCAGGGCGUUCUGUAAUCAGGAGGACCCCCCCCCCCUGUAAGGUGGAUCUCUUUUGAGCAGGUGCCCUACAAGAGACCAGAUGGGGAGGGACCCUUGAUUUGCCAAGAUGAGAUUUUUUUUAAGCAGCUGCACAAAUCUGUGGCCCUCAUGCUCGUUGAGUUCAGAUAACUGGGCCCAAAUGCAAGAGAAACGCCCACCCUUUAGUUCCAAGUUUCCCUAGUUCGAAAUGCCUCUUGACGCCUGCCCAGAGCACGCCUCUGUUCCCUCCUGGCACUUCAUUGGGUCUUCUGUUCCUGCCUAGAAUCUGCACUGAAGGUGGGUGGUGGGUUCCCUUUUCUCUCUUCAUUGUAAAUAAACCGCUUGCCUUGCUCUGAUUUGGA